UUCAUCAUUUCUUCAGUUAUUUAAAUGCCAAAAAUUCAUGCAUUCAAAACCCAAACUCCCUCCCAGCCAUGGCUAUCUUCAACUUCAAAAUCCUGCUAUGUUCUCUCUCCAUGUUCUUCUUCUGCAUUCUAUUUCCUCAAACAAAUUCACUGACCUUCAACCUGCCAAACUUUAACGAUCCAGAUCAAAAGGUCAACAUAACAACAUUCGGAGAAGCCUAUAUCUCAACGCAAGGUCUCCAAGUCACCUCCAACGAACGCAACACCAAUCUGCAGCAACAAGUUGGUAAAGCCACUUACAUCGAUCGCCUUCACCUUUGGGAUAAUUCCACUGGAAACUUAACAAGUUUCACUACCCAUUUCGUUUUUACGAUUGAUUCGAAUGGGAGUUCGACUUUCGCUGAUGGACUUGCCUUCUUUCUCGCUCCCGAUGGGUCAAACUUCACAGCUGGUGGUGCAAUGGGCCUCCCGCUUGACCCAGUUACGAUAAUACCCACUAACCCUUUUGUUGCCGUGGAGUUUGAUACGUUUCAGAAUGAUGGUGUGGACCCAGUCGGUAUCAGUCCUAUUACUCACGCAGGUAUCAAUGUUAAUACUCUCAAAUCAAAUGUUACUGCUGUUUGGUACUGUAAUAUUACUCAUGGGAUAGAGAAUGAGGCUUGGAUUAGAUAUGACUCAAGUUCACACAAUUUAAGUGUAGUUUUUACUGGUUCUACUAAUACUACUAGAGUGGAAGAUACCAUUCAUUUCAUUGUUGAUCUGAGGGAUUACUUACCCGAAUGGGUAACAAUUGGGUUCUCAGCUUCAACAGGAUCAGAAUUUGAAAAAAAUACUGUAACAUCAUGGGAUUUUAGUUCUGUAACAUCAUGGGAUUUUAGUUCAAGUUUGGGAAUUAAUGAGACCAAUAAUACUGUUACAGUGAAACCGAGAUCGAAUAAAAUCUCCCUCGGAGCUGUGGUGGGAUCAGUUGUCGGCUCGGGUGUUUUUGUUGGUGGGUUUGUUUUGGUUGGAUUUGCCUUGUGGAGGAGAAGUAGAGCAAAAGAAGAGGAUGAGUUUGAAAUUGAGAUGUCCUUGGAAAAUGAAUUCGAGGCCGGUGCUGGGCCGAAGAAAUUUUCCUAUAGUCAAUUAUCUCGUGCAACAAAUAAAUUUGAGGAGGAACAAAAGCUUGGAGAGGGAGGAUUUGGUGGAGUUUAUAGAGGUUUUUUGAGGGAGUUGAAUUUUUAUAUUGCAGUCAAGAGGAUAUCGAAGGGGUCAAAACAAGGGAUCAAGGAGUACGCAGCAGAAGUGAAGAUCAUUAGCCGGUUGAGGCACAAGAAUUUGGUGCAACUCAUCGGUUGGUGCCACGAAAAGAAAGAACUACUCCUUGUUUACGAGUUCAUGGAAAAUGGCAGCUUAGAUUUCCAUCUCUUCAAAGGGAAAAGCUUGUUGACAUGGGCAACAAGGUAUAAAAUUGCCCAAGGUUUGGCAUCUGCGUUGCUCUAUCUACAUGAAGAAUGGGAGCAAUGUGUAGUGCAUAGGGACAUAAAAUCAAGCAACGUGAUGUUGGACUCCAAUUUCAAUGCCAAACUGGGAGAUUUCGGUUUAGCUAGAUUUGUCGAUCAUGAGAAAGAGCCCCAAACAACUGCUUUGGCUGGGACCAUGGGGUACUUGGCACCGGAAUGUGUGGUAACAGGUAAAGCUAGUAAGGAAUCAGAUGUCUACAGCUUUGGAGUCGUGGCAUUGGAAAUAGCUUGUGGGAGAAAACCCUUUGUUAUGAAUGGGCCAGAAUGUCAAAAGGGAAUGGUAGAAUGGGUGUGGGACCUCUAUGGAACGGGAAGGUUACUUGAAGCAGUAGACCCAAUACUUGGCCCGGAUUUUGAUGAGCGAGAAAUGGAACGAUUGAUGAUUGUUGGUCUUUGGUGUGCUCACCCGGAUCACAAUUUCCGGCCUAAAAUUAGACAGGCAAUUCAUGUGCUUAAUUUUGAAGCUCUUCCGCCCAUUCUCCCACAAAAACAGCCUGCGCUAUCGUUCUUUCCUCCUCCCUUGAACACCACCAGUACUAGUUCUAACACCAGCCAAAACAAAUACUCAAGCUAUACUUCCAACACAGAUUCGUCCAACUACACCUCAUCUUCUACUGCUUGUUCAUCUCCCUCUAUAGCACUUUUGAAUAGUAUGUAAGCUGGUUCAAAUUCAAGAAGUACGAGCAGUCCAUGUUUCUUCCUAUAGGUCUUGAUUGUUUAGAUUUCUUGAUACUUUUUAGGCAUUGUAUAGAUCGGCUUCUUGAUUGAGCAUUAUUGUAGGAAUACAGAUCUAAACAAAACUGUGACACAUAUGAAUAUGCAUCAGACGGUUCCGGAUACAAUUAUGUUGGAAUAUGCGUUUUAAAUUUGUAUUCC
Molecule: messenger RNA, 2377 nt
Organism: Rhododendron vialii
Lineage: Eukaryota; Viridiplantae; Streptophyta; Magnoliopsida; Ericales; Ericaceae
Product: L-type lectin-domain containing receptor kinase IX.1-like
Exons: 2
Coding region: 69-2159 (696 amino acids)
Biological process (GO): protein phosphorylation
Cellular component (GO): plasma membrane
Molecular function (GO): ATP binding; carbohydrate binding; protein kinase activity
Source: RefSeq, a predicted model, not a curated record